AUGGCUCCAUUGAUCCAUGAAAACGAGAGUUUUUCUCCCUAUCAAAGCAAUGCAUCCUCCUCGAAGUCCCUGCCCCGCGAGUCUGCGAAGUCCAUUCCUUCUUCGCACACCGGUCAUCUCGAGCUGGUGUUGUCUGAAGCCCCAGACACCCUCCACCAUGUCUUGAAGAUGGACACAGAUGGUGGGGCUCUCUGUAAUGGAAACUCUGCUGGUGUUGACAACACAUCAAGAUCAUGCAGCUGGCUUGGGCGCUCACCACAUCCCUGUUUCACCUCUGCCAAUUCCCUCCUGUUCGACUGGGAUUCAAAUUCAGGAAUUUCCUGUUUGAAGGCGCUCUCGACUGGGCAGGGCUCCCAGUUUGGGGAUCAAUUAUUAAUCAUCGAACCGGACGACAGUUUGCGACAAGUUCUAGACAAGCUAGCUACCACCCAACGCCGCGCUCGGGAAUGCGCCAAGCAACCGGGAAUUCUGAUGCUGAGGGUUCAACUGACAUGUUCUCAACUGCCUUUCGCUAUCGCAAUGCUUCAGCGUCAAAUUCAGAAAUCAAUUCCGAGGUCGGUUUCAGUCGACGUUUCUGCGGUCGAUAUUUUCCUCGACGUUACCGAUGCAAGAGACGGCCGAUUGUUGGCCGAGCUUGUCUUUUCGAGCCAGGCCAUCGCUGACCCACUUGCGUUAAGUGUUCUACACACGUUCGACCAUGUCUUAUCGUCGAUACGGAUGUCCCCAGAUAUAACAGUGGAGGAAGUCAACAUGUGCUCGCCGCACGAUCGACAACAUAUUACCCAGCUAACCAGCCAUGUUUCUGAGUCCAACGAGCGAUGUCUUCAUGACAUGUUUCUGGAACAUAGCCACAUUAAUCCCGACGCUCAGGCCGUGGUUUCGUGGGAUGGUGAUUUGACUUACGGAGAGCUGGACGAUCUGACGUCAAGACUUUCCCAUCGUCUUGUUGAUCUAGGGGUAGGCCCCGAAGUCUUCGUUCUUAGCUGUUUUAAGAAAUCAACUUGGGCUAUUGUUUCGCGGCUUGCGAUCCUUCGAGCCGGUGGCGCAUAUAUCUCGAUCGAUGCAGCUGACCCACCAGCUUAUUUGACCUCAGUCAUCCAACGCGCCAAUGCUAAAAUAAUGCUCACUGUUGCCGAAUUCUCAGACCAGUUCCAAGGCCUGGUUCCAAAUAUCAUCGAGUUAUCCAAGGAUGGAAUCCUGAGUCUUCCGAAAAAGGUUGAACCGGCGUGUACCACUGUACGACCAACCAAUGCAUGCUUGAUUUUGUUCACUUCGGGUAGCACCGGGGAACCGAAAGGGAUUAUCCAGGAGCACCGGACCUAUGCCACUGCCGUUCGAGAUUAUGCGAGGAUCCUUGGUCUCGAUGCAGGAACUAGAAUGUAUCAGUUUGACGACUAUGCCUUCGACAUCAGCAACAACGACUACCUUGUACCACUUUCCGUUGGCGGGUGUUGCUGCGUUCCACAUCCACAGAAGGCCAUCCAUGUUCUGAAGCAGCAUAUGAACGACUUACGUGCAAACGUAUCCUUUCUUACACCGACAGUUGCCAUUCAGUUGGGUCCAGAAGAUGUUCCAGGCCUUAAAACACUAUGCAUCGGUGGUGAACCACCUUCGAACGACCUACUGUCGAAAUGGGCCGGAAAGGUGAAACUCGUUAAUCAAUAUGGCAUGGGCGAAGUCGCUACGUUUUGCACGUACAACGAUCAGAUGAGCCCUGGCAGUGGAACCAAUGUCGGACGCACCGGAACAGGCGCUGCCUGGGUCGUCUCCCCCGCAUCUCCGGAGCGCCUCAUGCCUGUCGGCGCCGUCGGAGAAAUGAUCAUGGAAGGUCCUCAUCUUGCUCGCGGGUAUCUUGACCAGAUAUCCAGAAAGUCUGAAGCCGGCUUCUUACAGUAUACGCCAAAAUGGCUCCAUGAACUACAUCCCGAGAGAGCAUCCUCAGCUAGACUGUACAGAUCUGGCGAUCUUGUAAAGUAUAACCACGACGGAACCCUGACUUACGUCGGACGAAAAGACACUCUAUUGAAGAUUGAUGGCGGCAGGGUUGACGCCAUCGAAGUUGAAUACACUGCAAGGAAAUGUCUAUCACCGGAGGACUCCAUUGUUGUCGACUUACUCGGCGCCAUUGACGGCGUCGAAAGUCCCAUUCUCACUGCUUUCCUUUACCUCGCAGACAAUCCAAUGAACCUAAGCAGCAAAGCCGGCCCCAACGAACCAAUCACCUUCCGAACUAUCAACGACAAUCAUAGUGUAUAUUCGAAAGUCGAAUUGAUCAAGAAGACGAUCGGUGCUACGUUACCAGAAAUACAAAUCCCCACACUCUUCCUUCUCGUCGAUCGAAUACCGCGCACAAAAUCGAACAAGACCGAUCGGCGAAAGUUGCACAUGCUAGGCCAGAACUACUACAUGCCCCAGCGAGAAGCGCCCAGCGGAGGAGCUGGCGAUGGAAAUCCGAAACCAGCGGCAGGCCGGGUUGCUCCGAAAGAAGGCCCUGUCCCUGCCAGCAACAGCAAUGGCGGCAUGAACGGGACAAAGAAACGACAGGUUCGUGAACUGGAUGCUACGGACGAUUUGCAGCCUAAGCGGCAAAAACAAGUGUGCUGA
This is a messenger RNA of Histoplasma capsulatum G186AR, 2604 nucleotides long. RefSeq lists its product as uncharacterized. The coding region runs from base 1 to 2604 and encodes 867 amino acids. Gene Ontology annotation, cellular component: cytoplasm. Gene Ontology annotation, biological process: secondary metabolite biosynthetic process; amino acid activation for nonribosomal peptide biosynthetic process. Gene Ontology annotation, molecular function: phosphopantetheine binding. The transcript has 3 exons. The record is from RefSeq and is a predicted model, not a curated record. NCBI's taxonomy places the organism in Eukaryota, Fungi, Ascomycota, Eurotiomycetes, Onygenales, Ajellomycetaceae.